Molecule: messenger RNA, 920 nt
Organism: Ectocarpus siliculosus
Lineage: Eukaryota; Phaeophyceae; Ectocarpales; Ectocarpaceae
Source: the annotation of a GenBank genome assembly
AUGUUGUCGAGACGGCCCACCGGCCUUCGCGGCAGAAGCAGCUGCCGCACGGGACGGCCACUGUUGGCGUUGUUCUUGGCGGCCCUUCUCGUUGUUCUGUCGCCGGCGUCCGCCUUCCUCUCAUCAUCACCACCACGACCAUCCUCCUCCGCCUCCUCCUCCUCGCGAUCGGCGAAGCGCGCGGAGAGAUUGGCGCCGCUCCACGGCAUCAAGAGGAAGGUCAAGGUCGAGAUGGAGGAAAACUUCUCCGGGAAAGUAGUGGAGCCGGCAGGGGCGGCGACGAGCAUGUUCGGGAGCGACGCCAACGCGCUCUUCGACGUGAUCGAGAAGAACAAGAAGAAGGCCGCGGAAGCCGCCGCCGCCGCCGCCGCUGCCGCCGCAGAUGGCAACGGGGAUGACGAUGGCGAUGAAGAAGGGGCAGACGGUGGAGAUGCCGGUGUCGGGGACGGGGAGACGGCAUGAUAAGAGUCGUGCAUCAACGUUUGAACAUGAGAAUCAUACUGAGGCAGCAGCUGCGGUCAUGUAUGUAUUGAGAUAGAACUGCCUUGCUUUUGGUUGUUGGGCGUGUAGAACUGCUGCUCAUGGGGCGUAUAGAGUGUGUAGUCCGAGCCUGCCCCAUGAUUUGUAGGUUUUCCCUGUGUUGAAGCAAGAAAACGUGUUGUUUGCCUUGCCCCCUUUGAGGUCUAGUGUUGUGGCUUGCUUCCCUUCGGUGUGCACUGCUCUCAAGUGGCCUCUUUCGUUUCAUUCGUUGGUGUGGGUGUUGGUCGAGGAUGGUUUUCUUAUGGACGGGGCUCGAAACGUGUUGUGUCUGGAUGGCCUGCUUCUUCCACACGCCACCCAAAGUUGAAGGUUAAAUAACAAUUAUAAUUUCCGAUCAGCGGUGUAUCCACCAGGAUUUCCGGAUUGCACUCUCUGCGUUU